AUGAGGGUUGCCCAAUUUAAUGGAAGAAUACUUUUCAGAAAUGCACUUGAUUACACAGUUUAUACAGAUAAUAUUGAUAAAUUAGUUAGCUACUUAGAAAAUUUUGUUGAAAAAGCCAAACUUGAAUUAAAUAAACAGGAGAAAAAUAACAAUAUAGAAAAUAUAAUCAUUAAUAAUCCAAUAUGUGCAAAGCACAAAGGAUGUCUGCUUAAAUGUUAUAAAUCAAGAGAAGAAGAUCUACCAAGAAAAAAAGUACGAAAUAUUCGAGAUAUUACCAAUUCAGUCAAUCAAGUUAAUCAAGUUUUAGAUAAAAAUAAGAUAACUCAUAAUCCUGGUAAUGGUAAUUUAAAACAUUUAAG
Molecule: messenger RNA, 359 nt
Organism: Racocetra fulgida
Lineage: Eukaryota; Fungi; Glomeromycota; Glomeromycetes; Diversisporales; Gigasporaceae
Source: the annotation of a GenBank genome assembly